Molecule: messenger RNA, 2316 nt
Organism: Pristis pectinata (smalltooth sawfish)
Lineage: Eukaryota; Metazoa; Chordata; Chondrichthyes; Rhinopristiformes; Pristidae
Gene: rit1
Product: Ras-like without CAAX 1
Exons: 6
Coding region: 273-923 (216 amino acids)
Biological process (GO): Ras protein signal transduction
Cellular component (GO): plasma membrane
Molecular function (GO): GDP binding; GTP binding; GTPase activity
Source: RefSeq, a predicted model, not a curated record
CACAAAAAAAUAAACAGACUUCCUGGAGAGGGAAGAGUCAAACGCUGCACCACUAACGCGGCAGGCGCUAAGACCCCGCGGUGGGCCAGGAGUUGAGAAACUCACCAACUCAUCCCAAAGUUUUUGAGGGGGAGGGGGUUUAAAGGGCGAGGAUUAAAGGCAGAGGGUCCCGAAAGGCGGAGGAAACACUCGGCUGAAAGUACCGGCAAACUUGAUGGCUUGGAAUCGGUGAUCCCGCUCCCUGCAGAUCUGGACCGGGAGCCCCGGGAAGCAUGGAUUCAGCAGCCUCCAACAGACCCAGCUCCAGCAGCGCUGGGGGCAUCCGGGAGUACAAGAUCGUGAUGCUGGGAGCUGGGGGAGUGGGCAAGAGCGCCAUGACAAUGCAGUUCAUAAGCCAUCGGUUCCUGGAUUACCACGACCCAACCAUAGAGGAUGCCUACAAGACGAGGGUCCGCAUCGACGACGAGUCGGCCCAUCUGGAUAUCCUAGACACCGCGGGGCAGGCGGAGUUCACGGCCAUGAGGGACCAGUACAUGAGGGGAGGAGAGGGCUUCAUCAUCUGCUACUCCAUCACGGACCGCCGCAGCUUCCAGGAGGCCGUCGAGUUCAAGCAGCUCAUCUACCGGGUGCGGCACACCUAUGACAUCCCCGUGGUGCUGGUGGGGAACAAGUCGGACCUGGGCAGCCUGCGACAGGUGUCGAAGGAGGAGGGCUCAGUUCUGGCGCGCGAGUUCAACUGCCCGUUCUUCGAGACGUCGGCCGCCCUGCGGUACUACAUCGACGACGUGUUCCACUCCAUGGUGCGGGAGAUCAGGCAGAAGGAGAAGGCCGCUCUGGCCCAGGAGCGGAGGGUCAGGCACAAGGACAGUGUGUGGAGGAGGCUGAAGAGCCCCUUCCGCAAGAAGGGCGACUCGGUGACAUGAGGGGGGGAGGUCGCGGGGGUGGGGGGCGCGGGGAAGGAACCGCAGCCACGACCCCUCUGCGGUCCGCCACCAGACUCCUGCUCUUCAACGCACGAGGCCUAUGGGGUCCAGUCACUGCAACUUAUCUGGUUGAACCGGUACUCAGUCCAUCUCCCCCCAAACCCCCCACCCCCCCACAAUAUCUGCAGCCCCCUUGCCAGUCUUAACCAAGCAACUGACGCAGCAGGCAGCUUCCAUAACAGGCAGGUCGUUCGAAGGCCCAGACACCUCCCCCCCCCCCCCCCCCCCGGAUCGCACUUCUGUUAAUGCUCAUAACAUUGAAAUCACACCCUCCGCAGGGCAGGGACAGCACGGGUUAGACAUAGUGAAGCUCACCCUACACAGUCCUGUCACACACUCCCGGGGUCAGACACAGGGUGAAGCUCCCGCCACACCGUCCCAUCACACACUCCCGGGGUCAGACACAGGGUGAAGCUCCCACCACACCGUCCCAUCACACACUCCCGGGGUCAGACACAGGGUGAAGCUCCCGCCACACCGUCCCAUCACAUACUCCCGGGGUCAGACACAGGGUGAAGCUCCCUCCACACUGUCCCGUCACACACUCCCAGGGUCAGACACAGGGUGAAGCUCCCGCCACACCGUCCCGUCACACACUCCCAGGGUCAGACACAAGGUGACGCUCCCUCCACACUGUCCCGUCACACACUCCCAGUGCAGGGAUAGCACGGGUUAGACAGGGUCAAUCUCCAUCUACACCAUCACAUCAUACGCUCCCAGGGCUGGACAGUGCAGGUUAAACACAGAGUUGAGGUCUGUCUGCACUGUCCCGUCACACACUCAGAGAGUAGGGACAGCACAGGUCAAACACAGAGCAGAGCUCCCUCGGCACUGUCCUGUCACACACUCCCAGGGCUGAGACAGCCCAGCUUAGUUUAAAAACAAAUCGCUUCCCUCAAGCUACGUUCUCCAUUUCUCUUAAAAGCUUGAAAAUUAAAAUCCAAAUGACUGCUUAACCUUUUAACUGCUAGGAAUACACCGAGUUUGCGAAAUGUCUCCAAUUGGGGACCGGUGAUCAUUCUGGUAAAUCUACAGUGCACUCCCCAAACAGCAAACAAAACGUUAAACAGACGUAUUGCCCUUAAGUGCUCUUGGUGGAAUCUCACCGUGCCUUCAUAUCCCGUGGUAUAACAUCUUCACCCCUGAACACCAGUCCUCUGGAUGUACGGCCAGAGAAAUCACGGUUAGCUCAGCGUACCUGACAUUAUAGUGACUGAUAUCUGUGGUCCCCACCACAUCCCCAAACCUUGGCGUCUCAUUGUUUUGACAGUAUUCUGUUCUGUACUUUUUAUGUUUGAAGUAGGAAACCUCAAAUUAAAAACGAUUUGUCACA